GGAGAAAUGAAGAAGCUGAUAAGUGAGCUAUCUCUCGGGCGGGACGCCGCCGCGCAACUUCAGGUGAUUCUGAACGGGCCGCCGCCGCCCCGUUCUGAUCAAGAAACUUGCGAGCAGCUGGUUCAGAAUGUCCUGUCUUCCUACGAAAAGGUGCUCGCCAUGCUUAAUUCCGAAUCUUCGACGGCGAACACUACUCGGACGGCGGUCCCACCAUCUCCGGCAGGGGCCACAUUUGGGAUUGUAUCUUCUUCUUCCCUUUCCGGCAGUCCCCACAGUGAAGAUUCCGACCGGGAUGGCGACGGGUCUCGCAAGAAAAGGAAAGCUCCUCGUUGGACGCAAAAAGUUAAGGUUUGCAAGGGAUCAGAGCUUGAAGGAAAUGUUGAUGACGGCUAUAGUUGGAGAAAAUAUGGGCAGAAAGAAAUCCAUGGAACCAGAUAUCCAAGAGCUUAUUUCAGAUGUGCCCAUAGACACACCCAAGGUUGUUUGGCAACCAAACAUGUCCAAAGAUCGGAUGAGGACCCGAACAUUUUCGACAUUACUUUCCGUGGAAAGCACGCUUGCAAGCAGUUCCAACCCGGUAGCGGCAGCCCGCCACCGCCACCGCCGCUGCUAAUCCCACCGCAAAAUCAAGAACCAAUAAUCUCACCAAUGGAAAGCCA
Cuscuta europaea is the source of this 659-nucleotide messenger RNA. Lineage: Eukaryota; Viridiplantae; Streptophyta; Magnoliopsida; Solanales; Convolvulaceae. The record is from the annotation of a GenBank genome assembly.